ACAUAUUCCAUCACAUUUAUGUAUUGAAUCGUCAAUAUUAUAACUCUAACAAAAGCACAAGAAGCCACUCUAAUCCCAAAGAAAAAUGAGGAAACAAGGCCUCAUCUCCAUUUCAUUCCUUUUGUUUUUCAUCAUCAACCACUUUACCAUUGCUCUUGCUCAGUCUCCAGCCCAAGCUCCGUCCCAGAUCCAAGCCCAAGUGCCGGCUACAUCCCCAACGUCAUCACAGCCACCCGCAGUUGAGUCACCAUCUCAAGUGCCACUCGUCCAAGCCCCGGCCCACAGGACCCUGGCCAACCCCACCAACGUCACCAAGAUCCUCGAAAAAGCCGGUGGCUUCGGUGUCUUUAUCCGCCUCCUUAAGAGCACCUCAGUAUGUAUUCAGAUCGAAAAUCAGCUCACCGUAUCCAACAGCUUGACAAUUUUAGCUCCAUCAAAUGGCGCAUUUGCAGCUCUCAAACCGGGCACUCUCAACUCCCUUACCACAGAAGAGAAAGUCCAACUCGUCCAAUACCACAUCCUUCCGUCCUUCAUACAAAUCCAAAAUUUCCAAACUCUGAGCAACCCUGUACGGACGCAAGCUAGCAGUACUCGUGAUUAUCCAUUGAAUAUUACCGUCGAAGGCAGUUGGGUUAACAUAUCCACUGGGGUUAUGAAUACCACAAUUAAUGGGACAAUCUACGAGGACAAUCAGCUGGCUAUUUACAAGGUGGAUAAGGUUCUUCUGCCUCUUCGAAUUUUCGCUCCCAAGCCACGAAAGAAGGCGGUAUUGGCACCAGCACCAGCAUCGGCUCCGACACCGACUCUGGCCGUUAAGCCUGAUGAGUUUCCAACAUCUUCAUUGAUUGCUCCAGCUUUGGCCGCAUUGCUCAAAGAUGCGUCUGGUGCUCUUAGUCUCACUGGAAAUGGGAUUUUGACUGUUGGACUUGCUGUGUUUUACGUGGUACUUCUUUCUCUUUUAGGUUAAGUAGUUGAGUUUGAUCGAUAUGCCUAGCUGAAUAAUCAAUAUAUAUAAUCUUUGUGUGCCAGAGUUCGAUCGCUGGAUUGAAUUUGAAAGUGGUUGUUUGACGUGUUUGUAUUGUAUAUAUACUACUAGGUACGUACGUUUUAUGAUGAUAUAUAAAUAUGUAAUACUUAUUUUCGUUUGUUUACUCGUUAUGAGAGUUAGAAUGUACUGCUCUAAGUAUAAUUUUAUUGGAUGUUCUUUGUUUUGAA
This is a messenger RNA of Humulus lupulus (European hop), 1215 nucleotides long. RefSeq names its product fasciclin-like arabinogalactan protein 12. The transcript has a single exon. The record is from RefSeq and is a predicted model, not a curated record. NCBI's taxonomy places the organism in Eukaryota, Viridiplantae, Streptophyta, Magnoliopsida, Rosales, Cannabaceae. Bases 86 to 967 code for a protein of 293 amino acids.